Tachyglossus aculeatus (Australian echidna) is the source of this 703-nucleotide messenger RNA. RefSeq names its product chromosome 8 C15orf65 homolog (gene PIERCE2). Lineage: Eukaryota; Metazoa; Chordata; Mammalia; Monotremata; Tachyglossidae. Gene Ontology annotation, biological process: axoneme assembly. The transcript has 2 exons. The record is from RefSeq and is a predicted model, not a curated record. Gene Ontology annotation, cellular component: axonemal microtubule. Bases 1 to 450 code for a protein of 149 amino acids.
AUGGAAACGGAGUCGCCAGGGAUGGAGCCGGAGGCCGGGAGCGCCGGGGUUCCUGGCAGGGAUGCUUUGGAAGAAGCGGCUUUGGCUGAGCAGGAGAGCAAGGGACAAACAGCCAGGAGAAAACCGUUCUCAGAAGAUGCGGAGCCUGCAGAAAUCGGUAGACCCUGUUUUAACCCAGGCAAUCCGGUAUUUUCCUGCAUGUUGGCCCCAAAGGAUCUCCGCACCUCCACUUCACUGUCAAAACCCCAAAUGAUUAUGUAUAAAACAACCUCGAGUGAUUACGGUGGAUUAGCCCCAGUAGCCGAAUGUAUUCCCCGCAAAUACUUUCCGAAGGAUCAGAAUUUUUCAAAGGUUCUUAGAGCUGCAGGAAUGUUCCAGGAUAACUCCCUAAAUACCAAAAUCGAUCAAGAGAAAGUCUGUGACGCCUCAAAUUUACAACACACUUUAUGAAACCAAAUGUCUUUGGAUGGGGACUUUUGAAAUCAUCUUCAGCAGGGGAAGCUGGCAUUUUUAGCUGUGCCCAGAACUCCCAUUAUAAAAUAUUCGGACCACGCUGGAGACAGACGGAAAAAAAAAUAAAUAAACUUCUGAAGAACCGGGUUUCUAGAAGAGCCAGAUGGGAAGGACAGAUCUUAGAGAGAAUGGAGUUUUUCCAAAUGUUUGAAAUUGACAGUGCCCUCAAAUUAAAAUCUGUCAAGAACAA